GCAUCAGCUCCAAACUCCACUUCAUCUCUUGCACAGUCAGCCACUCGAUUUCCUCCAACCAGGGAGGAGAGAUACGCCAGCCCUCGUCUCAGCUCAUUCCUAACGUGGAAAAAGGGACAGGAAAGACACCACACCAAUCCGACAGAUUCCAGCAAAUCAUCUACGGAUCAUUGUUUCAUGCCGAAUGCGUGUUAAAGAGCGCGUUCAGUGCGGCACACAUCAGGCUGCUUUAUUGCCAUAGCAGCGGCGCGAGCUGCCUGUAGCUGUACAGGAGCUUCAGCUAGCGACGGAACAAAGAAAACACACACAAAUAUAACCGUCUGCUGAGCAAACUGCUUCCCUGUUCUUUGAGGAGGACGAGGCAAGACCCCGAAGACCAAAACUGACAUGAUGUUUCCACAAUCCAGGCACUCGGCUUCAUCGCAGCAGCUGAAGUUCACGACGUCAGACUCGUGCGACCGCAUCAAGGACGAGUUCCAGUUCCUUCAAGCACAAUACCACAGUCUGAAGCUCGAAUGUGACAAGCUGGCCAGUGAGAAGUCAGAAAUGCAACGUCAUUAUAUCAUGUACUAUGAGAUGUCCUAUGGUCUGAACAUCGAAAUGCACAAGCAGGUGAGUUCAUCUAAUCUGACGAAUUACCAGCAGAGGACUGUUUGUAAUUUUUUGGCUGAGCUGAUGUGGGGGUUUGUGUGUGUGUUUUUAUGGGUGGAGUUUGCUGAAGAGAUGUUUGUGUGUUUGUAUGUGUUUUUUUGUUUAUUCUUGCCUUACCUGUCUCAAGAGCACCAGCAGCAGGUUCUGGGGGCGAUAGAGAGAGCCAAACAGGUCACCCCACCAGAGAUGAACUCCAUCAUACGGCAGCAGCUCCAGGCUCACCAGCUUUCUCAGCUGCAGGGCCUGGCGUUGCCCAUGACCCCUCUCCCUCUCGGCCUCAGCCAACCGGCCGGCCUUCCCGCCGUCACCUCCAGCUCCGGCCUCUUCUCCCUCUCCAGCAUCCUGGCCUCUCAGGCCCAGCUGGCCAAGGAGGAUAAGAGCACACGCGAGACCUCCGACAGCCACCGCGAGGAAGAUGGAGACAAGUCCGACUAGUCGCCCGCCAAACCUGUUCCUUCAUCCGAUCAUCCUCCAGAGCUCCACGUAAAGAGCAGAGGCACUUGUUCCCCUGUUUUUUCCCCUUUUUAUUUUCCUUCGUUUUCCAGUCUCCUUGCAUCUUUCUAUCUACCCUCUAAAUUGCUACUGUGUUCACAUGCCUAAUGUCAUUCCUUCUGGUUCAUUCCACCAGCUCUCUAUAUGUAUUUAUACCAAUCCAACUUUUUAUUGUGUUACGGAUGGUUGAUUUUAUUUUAUUUACACUAUUUCUUGCCUGCGUGUAUGUAUAUAUCUAUAUAUAUAUAUAUUGUAUAUUUCUUAUGCUCGUUGUGGAAAUGGUCUACAAAAUGGUGCGACCGUUAAUGGACCAUCGACCCUUCAGUAAUAAUUCCUCUUUGUUUUUUUUUUUUUCCCGCUCACGCUCUUCCUCUUAAAAUCUUUCACCUUUUAAAGCUACAAUCUACAAUAACUGAGUCAAAAGCACUUUGGCCCCAGGCAGUAACUCUGAGACUAAAAGCAACUUUGAAUCUAAAAACUUAGCCGCGGCAUAAUCCAUUUAGGGUUUAAAGGAUUGGUGUUAUUGUUCGAAGUCAUGGCUGUUGCAUCUAUCCUACCUUAUAGGGACAGUUCAAGUUAAAAUGAGGAUUUGUUUCAUUUUUAUAUCAUCCCAAAGAUGAAGAUAAAGACAUCCCAGAGAUAUUUUGAAGAAGGUUCAUGCUGCUCCUUUCCGUAUCAUAAAAGUGAAUGGUUACCACAGCCAUCAAGCAAAAUUUUUAAUGAGUGUAUAAAAUUUCUUAAGUUUCUCAUUCAAUGGCUUCAGAACACUUGUAAUCAAAAACUAGUC
Molecule: messenger RNA, 1930 nt
Organism: Cyprinus carpio (common carp)
Lineage: Eukaryota; Metazoa; Chordata; Actinopteri; Cypriniformes; Cyprinidae
Gene: tle5
Product: TLE family member 5, transcriptional modulator
Exons: 7
Coding region: 388-1086 (232 amino acids)
Biological process (GO): negative regulation of canonical Wnt signaling pathway; regulation of DNA-templated transcription
Cellular component (GO): nucleus; transcription regulator complex
Molecular function (GO): transcription corepressor activity; protein binding
Source: RefSeq, a predicted model, not a curated record